Messenger RNA from Heterocephalus glaber (naked mole-rat), 1797 nucleotides. NCBI's taxonomy places the organism in Eukaryota, Metazoa, Chordata, Mammalia, Rodentia, Bathyergidae. The record is from RefSeq and is a predicted model, not a curated record.
CGGGGCUGGCGCCCCAGCUGCUGAGGUGGCUGUCGCCGGCUCUGAGCUGCGGCUCCCGAGAUCGAGCCCCCGAUGGAGGCCGAGGCCACUGACGCCCCUCCGGGAGGAGUCGAGGUGGCGCUCUGCUGCUUCUCUUUCAACCAAGACUGCACAUCCCUAGCAAUUGGAACCAAAGCUGGUUACAAGCUGUUUUCUUUGAGUUCUGUGGAGCAACUGGACCAAGUCCAUGGGAAUAACGAAAUCCCCGAUGUCUACAUCGUGGAGCGCCUCUUCUCCAGCAGCCUGGUGGUGGUGGUCAGCCACACAAAACCACGGCAGAUGAACGUGUAUCACUUCAAGAAAGGCACAGAGAUCUGCAACUACAGCUACUCCAGCAACAUCUUGUCCAUAAAGCUGAACCGGCAGAGGUUGCUGGUUUGCCUGGAAGAGUCCAUCUAUAUCCACAACAUUAAGGACAUGAAGCUGUUGAAGACCCUCCUGGAUAUUCCUGCAAACCCAACAGGUCUGUGUGCCCUCUCUAUCAACCAUUCCAAUUCUUACCUGGCCUAUCCUGGAAGCCUGACCUCAGGCGAGAUUGUGCUUUAUGAUGGAAACUCCCUGAAAACAGUCUGCACCAUUGCUGCCCACGAGGGGACACUGGCUGCCAUCACCUUCAACUCUUCAGGCUCCAAACUAGCAAGUGCAUCCGAGAAAGGCACAGUCAUCCGGGUGUUCUCAGUACCUGAUGGGCAAAGGCUCUAUGAGUUUCGCAGAGGAAUGAAAAGGUACGUGACAAUCAGCUCCCUGGUUUUCAGUAUGGACUCACAGUUCCUGUGUGCCUCCAGCAACACCGAGACCGUGCACAUCUUCAAGCUGGAAAACCUCAUCAGCAGUCGCACAGAAGAGCCUUCCACCUGGAGUGGCUACGUGGGAAAGGUGUUCAUGGCCGCCACCAACUACCUCCCCGCCCAGGUGUCGGACAUGAUGAACCAGGACAGGGCUUUUGCCACUGGACGCUUGAACUUCUCCGGGCAGAAGAACAUCUGCACCCUCUCCACGAUCCAGAAAUUGCCAAGGCUGCUAGUCGCAUCCUCCAAUGGAUACCUUUACAUCUACAAUUUGGAUCCUCAGGAUGGAGGAGAGUGCGUCCUAAUCAAGACCCACAGCUUGCUUGGCUCAGCAACAACCAAAGAGAACAAAGAAAAUGACCUCAGACCUUCCUUACCUCAGUCUUACGCAGCGACCGUAGCCAGACCAAGCACAUCUGCAGCCUCCACUGUGCCAGAUAAUCUUGUGCCGUGGAAGUCAGAAGGGCAAAACGAAGCAGUCCUGACAAGAAGCGCACCUCAGAAAGCAGGACACCCCCUGUCAGGUGGUUUUGGAGAACACAAAGAAGGCGGAAGAAUGGAGUGCGACUGUUUGAACAGAAAAGGGGGGCAGGAAUACUGGGUGCUGCGCUUCCUCAGCCACGGGACAUGGCUGACUCCUCACCGAGACCCUGGCCCUGGCUGCCCUGGGCAUUAGGGACACUGUAUCUACAUCAUGCUAUUUAAAUUACCUUCAAACUACAAUGUAAAUGCUAACUAGCCAUAUUGGUAUAUAGCCAGAAUUUUAUAUUAAAAAGGGCAUCCUUUUUAAAGGUAUGCUGUGUAAAAAAAAAAUGUACUUAUAGAAAAAACUCUUUGAAUUGUAUUUCUUGUAUAUUACAUUCAUAUAGAGACAUUAUUUUAACCAGGCAAAGUAUUUUUGCAGUGACUGAAAUAAAUCAUUUAUUACCUUUGAGUCCCAUUUAGGACACUAAUAAAAUAUGGCAAUGCA